AUGUUAUGCCGGGAUCCGGUCCGAGAUGAACCUGUGACAAAACGCCAAUCACCUUCGUCGUCACUGACGACGAUGGCGAAAGACCCGCCUCUGCUGAGCUCACCAGCCCCAUCUUCAACUAUUCAAACAGACGUUACAAUUAGCCAUGUACAACUACGUGACUUGAUUGUUUGUCCUCGCGAGCAGGGCGUAGUCAACUAUGUCCAAGACAAGUCCAUAAAAGAAGUCAAUGUGCGCAAACCGUCCGAGCCCCCACGUACUCUUGUAGAGCUCGCCUUUGUCCCCAAUACCCUUUCUUCCCUGUCGAUCCCUGACACCAACCAAACUUUACUUGCGGCGGGUGGACAAGAUGCCGAAGUUCAUUUAUCAUUGCUCAGGGACUCCAACAACCGCGUUGACUGGCAAUUCAGCACACACCUGGACGGCUCUAUAAACAACUCCAUCUUGCUCACGUCCUUGAGCCUGACCGAUUCCCCCGAGAGCAGCAUCGAGCCACGCAUGGCAGUCAGCAACAACGACCGCUGUGUCAUGUUUUUCGAUGUCCCUAUUCGCGCGCGGCCUGCAGGCAUCGCUCAAGUUGGUUCAGUUCACAUGAACGUGCCAAUUAACCAUUCCUCUAUAUCACCAGAUGGGAGGACAUUGCUUUCUGUUGGAGACUCCUCCAAAAUAUACCUCCAUCGUCUCACCGGCGGUGGCUAUGUUACGGCGACUUCAAUCGCCACGCUCACUUUACCUCCGACUCCGCCAAAUCCCAAUGCUUCUCCUGCACUCGUCGCGUCCUUCUCGACCGCAUUCUCCGCCGAUGGCAGCAAAUAUGCUGUUGCCUCCCAAGAAGGUUUUGUGGCCAUCUGGGAUGUGAGGAGCACCCGUCCCCUCAAAGUGUUCCACACUGAUAAGAGUCGCGGCGGCAAUGCCAGCAUGGCAUGGGACCCACAAGACUGGAGCAACUGGAAGAGCCGAGGGCCUGGCUGGAGCACGAGAGCUGUCAAAUUCGGCGGACGGCCAGAACGCGAGUUGAUGAUGUUUACUGAACACACAUCGCUGGUCCAUGUCGUCGAUGCGCGGACUUUUGAGCGAGAGGAGAUUAUCGAGAUGCCGCGGUUCGAGCCGAUUACGAGGCCGAUGUCUCCGGCCUCUGCAGUAGCAGCCCGAUUCGCCAGUACGCUGGAAGAAACGUUCAGAGUUGCGAUCGCCAGCGAGACAGACGGCGACGAGGAUGUGCUUGUCAUUCCGCCUUUGGGGGACCAUGCUGUUGAGCAGGAGGUCCGGCGAGUGCUGCAGCAACACGGCAUGCGGUCAAGGUCAAGGUCAGGCAGCGAGCUGGAAGCUGACCUCGCCGGAGCGUGUUUUGACCCGUCUGGCGCGAAUAUCUAUGUCGCCAGCGACAUGGGCAUUGCUGAGUGGCAAGUCAGAGGGGCCGACAAGAGGUGGUGGAGUGGGGGAGCCUGGCAACGCUAG
This is a messenger RNA of Mycena indigotica, 1458 nucleotides long. RefSeq names its product DUF2415 domain-containing protein. Gene Ontology annotation, molecular function: protein binding. The transcript has 3 exons. The coding region runs from base 1 to 1458 and encodes 485 amino acids. NCBI's taxonomy places the organism in Eukaryota, Fungi, Basidiomycota, Agaricomycetes, Agaricales, Mycenaceae. The record is from RefSeq and is a predicted model, not a curated record.